Molecule: messenger RNA, 441 nt
Organism: Baudoinia panamericana UAMH 10762
Lineage: Eukaryota; Fungi; Ascomycota; Dothideomycetes; Mycosphaerellales; Teratosphaeriaceae
Exons: 4
Coding region: 1-441 (146 amino acids)
Source: RefSeq, a predicted model, not a curated record
AUGACUGUCCGUCGUACAAUCAUUGGCAGAGCACUGUCUACGUGGCGGGACUCGGAGAACACUACACAAUAUCUCUACCUCUCCCAAACCCACCACAAUCACCCAUUUAUACCUUAUACUCUGCCACCAAUUCAACUCUCCAUACCUUACUCGACUUUCAUUUACCUCACCAUGCCCAGCAGCAAGACUCCAGGCGGCCAAGCGGCCAGCGCGAAGUUUCAGAAACAACAAGCCCAGAAGGAAGGCCUCGGAGCCGACAACGCCCCAGGCCACACUACAGGCGUCGCAGACACACCGGGCAAAGCAGCCGUAGCCUCGGAUUCCGGCUCGACCAAUGUGGGUGUUGAAGCAGGUACGAACCAGCCUGGCGAGAAGGGCAUAACCGGAAAGCCGGUGGACAGCGCGUUGAGCCAGGGUGGUGGGGCGAAUAUGUCGCAAUAG